AAAAUGACUGACGAUGAAAGAAAUAGUACUAGUUCUGAUAAUUAUGCCCGUGAUUAUUUUAAUGUUCACAGAGAUCCCUUUACCAUUCAGUAUACAAAAAAAAACCCAAAUUUAUUUUUUGCUUAUGCUCACGGCAGCACUACAUUUCAAAGGGGAGAACUUGGUUUAUCGAAUAGUUAUUUAGAAGGUUAUUUGGUCCUCAAAUAUGAUAAACCUGUUAAAAUAAUAUCUAUAACCCUCCGCAUUAAAGGUACCGAAAAAGUGGAAGGAAAAGGGCCAGGAAAUCGAGGUGCAACAC
Acaulospora morrowiae is the source of this 298-nucleotide messenger RNA. The record is from the annotation of a GenBank genome assembly. NCBI's taxonomy places the organism in Eukaryota, Fungi, Glomeromycota, Glomeromycetes, Diversisporales, Acaulosporaceae.